Salvia splendens (bonfire salvia) is the source of this 930-nucleotide messenger RNA. RefSeq names its product protein FAR1-RELATED SEQUENCE 5-like. The transcript is spliced from 2 exons. The record is from RefSeq and is a predicted model, not a curated record. The coding region runs from base 1 to 930 and encodes 309 amino acids. Lineage: Eukaryota; Viridiplantae; Streptophyta; Magnoliopsida; Lamiales; Lamiaceae.
AUGAACAAUGAAGGGGAUAUCAACUCUCUGAGUGAAACUGGUUUUAGCACAAGAUCAAGUAGUACCAAAAAGAACAAGAAAACAAAUGAACUUGUUUGGAAACAAUUUGUGUGCUUCAAAGCUAGUCAAACUGAUGAGAAUCGUUCUAAAAAAGGAGCAUUGAGUGGUGCCACGAUAAAUUCAAGAGCUCGUGGUGAUGUUAGAACUGAUUGUAAGGCAAGAGUUUCAAUUGUCAAGCAACAAACUGGACUGGAUUGGAGUGUUAGCAUCUUUGUAGAAGGUCAUAAUCAUGAACUCUCUACUCAUUCAAAGGUGCACUUGCUUCGAUCACACUGUAAUGUUUCUAUCGCGAAGAGAGUAUUGACUCAACAACUUUCAGAAGCUAAUAUACCUACAUGUCAACAAAUGCAACUAUUAGAAAUUGAGCAUGGUGGACCUGAAAGUGUAGGUUGCACAGAGAGAGAUAUUAGAAAUUUUGAGAAAGAAUUAAGAGAUGAACAAAAGGGGAUUGAUGCUGAAACUAUGAUAGAAUUCUUUACAUCUGAGAAAGAGAAGAACAAAGCAUUUUUCUUUGACUAUGAGACAGAUUCAGAAAAUAGGUUCAUCCGAUGUUUUUGGGCGGAUUCUAAAUCAAGGAUGGCCUAUAGUGUAUUUGGUGAUGUUGUUGUGUUUGAUUCCACUUAUAACACCAAUAAGUAUGCAAUGAUUUUUACACCUUUCGUUGGGGUUAAUCAUUAUCAUCAAACUAUAGUUUUUGGUCGUGGAUUUCUAAGUGACGAGAAAACUGAAUCAUAUAUUUGGUUGCUUAACAAGUUUAUUGAAGCUAUGCCGACAGGUGCACCAAAAUCAAUAAUCAUUUAUCAAGAUCCAGCAUUGACAAAAGCACUUGCUCGAGUUUUUCCGAAAACAGUGCAUGGGUAUUGCUUAUGA